Molecule: messenger RNA, 588 nt
Organism: Brugia pahangi
Lineage: Eukaryota; Metazoa; Nematoda; Chromadorea; Rhabditida; Onchocercidae
Source: the annotation of a GenBank genome assembly
AUGUCAGAGAGGAAUCAAGUAAAGAAAGCGAUUGAAGAAUUUGAUUAUUUUUCUCAUUACGGAAAACAUGGCUCAUUAUCGAGUGCAGCAUUUUUUGUGCUCUGGGCAGCCUUCAAAAAGAAUGAUGAAUUAUUUCAGAAAGCAGUAGAAACCAUCAACGGAAGUAUAGAAAGUCGUCUGCAGCAAAUCUGCAUUUUGGGUUCUGUAUUUCUCAUGGAAGAACUUCAUAUACAGUUUGUGGAUUUUCUAAGGAAACAAAACUACAACAUAUCAACGGAAGACGUAGAAUUCAUAUGUAAUUUGACACGCAAAUGUAAAAAGCCCGCUAUUUUGGAAUCAUUUAUGAAUGCUCAUGAAUUAUUCAAAUUGACUGAUAAGUCACGAGCUCGAAUAUAUGGAAGUUUAAUCGAAAUUCAUGGGAAAGCGAACAAUUUGACCGGCUUGUUGAAAAUAUGGGAACAGGUAGUUGCGGAAAAAAACUUGAAUAAUUUCAGAGUUGUGAUUCUUAAACUUGGCCACUUCUACAAAUGCAACAAUUUUUCAGUUCCAACUGAUAUGCAAUAUUAUUUGAAACAGUACAGAGAAUAA